GUGCAACCCAGACGAGUGGUGAGCAGACACAGAGGAGAGAAUCUAUCAAAACCAAGCUGGACUCCCUCAAAUAACCAUCACGAUGAAGGUAGCAGAUGAGCCUGCCUACCUUACUGUGGGGACGGAUGUAAGCGCUAAAUACCGUGGUGCCUUUUGUGAGGCAAAAAUCAAGACUGUUAAACGCAUGGUAAAAGUAAAGGUGGUUCUCAAAGGAGACAGUAGCUCACAAGUUGUGCAAGAUGACCAGGUCAAAGGACCACUGAGGGUUGGCUCUACAGUGGAAGUGAAGAGUGCAGAGGGGGUGAUUAGCGAAGCCAUCAUCAGUAAACUCACUGAUGCUAGCUGGUACACUGUGGUGUUUGAUGAUGGAGAUGAAAAAACGCUAAGAAGAACUUCACUCUGUCUAAAAGGGGAAAGGCAUUUUGCAGAGAGCGAGACUUUGGACCAACUGCCCUUGACCAACCCAGAGCACUUUGGCACUCCUGUCAUAGGAAAGAAGACUAACAGAGGGAGGAGGUCUUCACAGGCAGUUGUGGAGGAUGAGAAGGAGUCUUCAUCCAGUGAAGAAGAGGAGGAGGACAGACGGCGAUUAAGUGAUGAUCUCUUGGGAAAGGUUGCUUGCAUUCAGACAGGAUCAGACGAAGCAUCCUGGUAUCAUGCCCUGGUGAUCUCUCCCAGCUGCAACGAUGACAUAACCGUCAAAAAGGACCAGUGCUUAGUGCGAUCAUUUGUUGAUUCCAAAUUUCACACCGUGGCUCGAAGUGAAAUUUGUGAAGUGAGUGUGGAUACCAUCUCCAAGUCGGAGUUCUCAAACAAGAAAGGCUUUGAACAAGCGCUGCACUUCCUCCAGACCAAGCAGGUCCCUGAUGCCUGGAAAAUGGAUAUGAGUGAGAUUCUAGAAUCCUCCAGCAGUGAUGACGAGGAAGGCAAGGAAAGCGAGGAAGAGGAGAAGGAUCCAGAGCCGGAAGAACCUGAUGAUGAACCAGACCCAGAAGAGCGGGACCACUUUCUACAACAGCUCUAUAAGUUCAUGGAAGACAGAGGAACACCUAUUAACAAACCUCCUGUAUUGGGCUACAAGGACUUAAACCUCUUUAAACUCUUCAGGCUGGUGUAUCAGCAGGGGGGCUGUGACAGUAUUGAAAGUGGAUCUGUAUGGAAGCAGGUCUAUAUGGAUUUGGGAAUCCCUGUCCUGAAUUCUGCAGCUUCUUACAAUGUGAAGACAGCUUAUAAAAAGUACCUGUAUGGCUUUGAAGAGUAUUGCCGAUCAGCUCAGAUCCAGUUCAGGACUGUGCACCAUAACGAGCCUCGGCCAGCCUCUUUGUCAGUUGUAAAGAGUGCUGAACAGAAGGAGGAGGAGGAGGAGGAGCAGGAAGAAGAGGAGGAGGGUGAAGAAAAAGAGAACCAGUCUGAGCAGACUGAGGCUGAGCCUGAAGCGUGUAAGGACAAACCAGACGAAGAUGACUCUGACGCAGAGGAUGAGAAAAGCCACAGAGAUAUCUCUUCUUCCAGGGGUCGACGGCGCUGUACAGUGACUCCUUCAAGAGCAGAGGUGAAGGAGUCCGUCAAGCCAGAAAAGGUAAAGGAGGAGAAUAAGGGGGAAGAGCCACUUGUAGCAGAAGUCGUCGAAGAGGAGCAGAAGGAAAAAACAGAAGAUCAUUUUAUCAAGCGGCGCAGCCGACGUCUUGAGGAGUCUGACAAGGACUCGGAUGAAGAGGAUCAGGAGGAAGAGGACGACGACGACGAAGAGAGUGAAAAAUCCAGAUUUAAAGAAAGAGAUGAGAAGGAGGAUGAAGACGGGGAUGACGAGUCCGAGCACUCAGUUACUGGGACAAAAGUCAAAGUGAAAUACGGCAAGGGAAAAGCACAGAAAAUCUAUGAAGCCAAUAUUAAGAACACAGAGAACGAUGAUGGUGAAGUCCUCUAUCUGGUUCAUUACUAUGGGUGGAAUGUGAGAUAUGACGAGUGGGUUAAAGCAGAUAGAAUAAUAUGGCCUGUAGAUAAAGGAGGAACAAAAAGAAAACAGAAAAAGAAGGUUAAGAAUAAAGAUGAUGACGAGAAAGAGGAGGACAAACUGACCAAAGCAGGUGUAAAACGUGGCCGACCUCCGCUGAAAUCCACUCCUCCCAGCACUUCCCGCAGUGUAUCCAAAACUCCCAGCAGUGAGGGCAGAUCCAGCACAAAAAACUCACGUCUUUCAGAAACACCCACUCUGCCCAAUGGCGAGGGAACUCCUCGGCGACGAACUCGGAGAACCUCGGAGAUGUACGAUUCUGACAGGCCUUCCAAUAAUUCAGGGAACUCCUCAGACGACAGUGAGUGUGAGGAUUCUCCUGAGAAGAAGUCUAAAUGUGCGGAGAUGACUGAUCCUGCUACAGCACGAAAGCAGGAAGAGGAAGAAGAGCGACAUGAGAAAAAAGAAAAGAUGAAGGCUGCUCAAGCUAAGCUGGAAUGUCCCACCAGCCCUCAGGAGAAACCUCACAUUCCCCAGCUGAAUGUCGAAGAGAGAAAUGAAGAAUGUGAGCCGGCCACGUCGCCGGAAUCGGCAGACAAAUCUCCCAAACCUAAAUGGAAGAGGGCUCGUCCGAGGGAACCAGGGUCUGAGACUCCAGCUAUGCUCUCUCCCUCUGCGGCUAACCACGUUCAGACCGAGGAGCCUGUCGCUUCUCCUCAGCAGCUUAAGAAGCCUCAGGAGAGUGAACACACCAGCCCCGCUGUGAACAUGCCUGAGCCGACCGACUCGGACACUGACUCAGCCACUGAGGACAUCACGCCUCCAGAAAGGAGCUCCAUAGCCAAGCGCAAAGCCACUGAGCAUCGGACACCAGACAAGAAAAUUCGCCUGGAUCACAAAGACGAAGCCAAAGUUCUCGCAUCACAAAAGCAAUCAGACAUAGGGAGACUAGCAGAGGUUGCACUGGAAGCUGAAGACUCCUCUGCAAAACCAGUUCCACGAUCUGCAGCCUUAGUUCCACCAUCGGUAGAAGUUCCUACUGAUGAACCGGAGGUCAAAACCGAAAUGCCUUCUCUUACCAGAGAAAUUCAGAUAAGAGUAGAACCCCUUCCGGACCUGAGCACAAUGAAGGAGGACGCGUCAGCUGUCGCGGAGCUGAUGCCGCAGAUAGGCUUAGAGGCACUGAUGUGCCACGAGGUAGACCUAGAUGACCCAGAAGAAAAGGAAAAACCAUCAGAAGAGUUGCCAGUACUGAAAGAGGUAAAACCUCCUGCUCCCAAUACUAUUGUGACUCCUGUGCAGCCUCCGCAGCCCUCGUUCCAUCUCCCUCCCAGCUUGGCAGCCACGGUACCGGUGCCUCGGCUAUGCUCUCCUUCCUCUGCGCCCAGUCCAGACGAGUCCCACAGCACCAAAAGCGAGAGCGACGUCACCGUCGAGGCGGACAGCAUGGCGGAGUCGCAUGAGGGGCUGGGUGAGAAUUUUGACGCCAGUGCCAGCUCAAGCAACUCCAGCAUUUCCCUUCAGGAGAGAGAUGCCAAGGACAGAGGUCAGAAAAGAUUGUUGGAUGGCAACAACACCUCGCCUGCUAAGAAGCAGAAACGCAACCAGAAACGGCUAAGCACUGCAUCUGCUGCAGAAAAGAACGGCGCAGGUCACAGCAGUGACAGUGAAGACCUGCCUGGCAUGGACACCUCUAAUAAGCUGACUCCAGUAAAACACUCCAGCCUGGCCAAGGCUCAUAAACACACUCGCUGUCCUGGCAUUGCAUCCCCCAGCAGUAAAGACAUGGAGAAAGACAAGCACAAAGACAAGCAGUCCUUCCCCUCUCCACGCACACACAAAUGGACGUUCCAGCUCAAUGAGCUGGAGAACAUGUCGAGUGCUGACCGUAUUUCCUUUCUGCAAGAGAAACUUCAGGAAAUUAGGAAGUAUUACAUGUCCUUAAAAUCAGAGGUGGCUUCCAUAGACAGGAGGCGGAAGAGGUUAAAAAAGAAGGAGCGAGAAGUGUCUCACACCACAGCAUCUACGUCUUCUGGCUCAUCAGACACGGGCAUGAGUCCCUCCUCAGCCUCCCCCACCCAGAACACUGUCGCUGUGGAGUGCAGGUGAUAAGACGGCACCCCCUGCCUUCUGUCUUUCUCCCUCCACUCUGCCCACCUCUGCCUUCUCAGCAUCCUGCUGCCUCCAUGGAGACGUGCAUACUGACGAGCCAGAGCAAGCAGCCAAAAGCACUCGACUGCCCCGCCCCGUUGCCUCCUCCUUCUCCAUCAUCGUCAUCCCUGAUUCUGCCUUGUGGCCACUCCCACCUCCUGCACUUUGUAAACUGAUCCUGCCUUGCGCUCUGUCUCGCUGCCACUUUCCAGGAAAACAAACUCCGCUCGAGAGAGGUGAAUGUAAUCAGAAAAUGCUACACCCAACAACCGAUAUCCAUCCAGACAGUUCAGCGGCACUUUCCUCUCUCAACAAGGCUCAAACAGAAAGCUCCUCGUGCAGCCGGGAGCACAGACUGGUUUGGCUGCAGUAAUCAAAUGGCUAUCGAAGCAUUUCUAAAAUCUUAGAUGAAGCUCCCUGUAUAGGUAUGGUCACUUAACCAGCUGGAUAUGGUUAGGAGAAGAAAAACAAACAAACAAAAAGGUCAAUUUUGUGCGCUUGCUCCAUCAGAACUGCCAAAGUACAUGUUACAGCAGAGUGCUCUAUUUUGGAAAAGUGGGACAAAGUCAAUUGCAAAAGGGAAUGUAGUUUACUGAAAACUGCAGCUGGUGUCUUCCACGUAGGUAGUGCGUGAAGUAUGUGAGCACAGAUGAUUAUGCAAAACUCUAUUUUUGUUGUCUUUAAAAAAAAAAAAAAAAAAAACCCAAACAAAUAUGAAAGAAAAUGUUUACAGUGGAACCCAAGACAAAUGUUUUCAGUGGACUCAUUUCCUUUGCGAGUGCAUUUUGUCUUUUUAUAUGUAAUUGCAGAGUUUUAUUUUAGUAUGAAAAAUUUCGAAAGCUAUAUAUCGCAGCCGUGAAAUUAUUUAAUGAAAUAUUUCUAGGUCUAAAACUUUGUGUAAAAUAAAGGUAUUAUCUUGCAACAUGUUAAGUAUAUUUAUUCAGUCAGUGGAUGGAGUUUUCUUUUUCCAAUAUGAAAAUCUUCCACUUUCUUUUUUUGUUUUUGGUCCAUGGAAUUACAGAUAAAUGAAAAAAUGUUGUGGGAAGGUACGACUGUCAGGUCGUGAUUGGAUAACUACUGUGAGGUAAAUUGUUCCCACUCUGUUUUCCACUCUUUACUAUUUAGGCCCAAAUGAUCUCAACGUUUCUGAGACCUUUUUGGAACACUGUAACUUAGUGAGCCACUCUGUCUGUCUUCAGAUUUUCUGUUACUUGUUGAUUUGACCGGUUCAUUCUCAUGUUUCAACAAGUCAAGUUCUCAAUCAAUUGAAUAAAAUUUGCUAAAUGGAUGUGUGUUUAGCCCAGGGGUUUCUUACUAAGAUGAAUUCUUUUGUACAUAGAUCUUCCAAAACCAUGUAUUUGAAAAAUACAUUUUACACAAACUGUAAAUGGUUUAUAUUAUUUUUUAAACAAUACAUCUUUGUAUAUUACACUUUUUUCUAUGUCAAGUUGGUAGAAGAAUUAGCACACUUUACUGUACAUAAUAAACCACUGGUCAUGAACAGGAGCCUAAUCCAAGCCCUCUAGAAAAACCAACCCACUAGGAUGUUAAAACUAUUGGCAGUGAUUCCUAAAUAACGAGGACUUGCUUUAUUUACAGAUUCCUGGAUGAAGGAAUAAAGGUAUUGGGUUCCUGAGCAAAGCCAUUGUAUCUUUAUGUAAAAUAAGCAGAGCUCUUUUCAUUUCUAAUAAAGCUUUGAAAUAUGA
Molecule: messenger RNA, 5811 nt
Organism: Trichomycterus rosablanca
Lineage: Eukaryota; Metazoa; Chordata; Actinopteri; Siluriformes; Trichomycteridae
Gene: arid4a
Product: AT-rich interactive domain 4A
Exons: 25
Coding region: 83-4063 (1326 amino acids)
Biological process (GO): regulation of transcription by RNA polymerase II
Cellular component (GO): nucleus
Molecular function (GO): transcription cis-regulatory region binding
Source: RefSeq, a predicted model, not a curated record